Messenger RNA from Phasianus colchicus (ring-necked pheasant), 2285 nucleotides. RefSeq names its product abhydrolase domain containing 6, acylglycerol lipase (gene ABHD6). Gene Ontology annotation, molecular function: monoacylglycerol lipase activity. The record is from RefSeq and is a predicted model, not a curated record. Gene Ontology annotation, cellular component: AMPA glutamate receptor complex; membrane. Lineage: Eukaryota; Metazoa; Chordata; Aves; Galliformes; Phasianidae. Gene Ontology annotation, biological process: acylglycerol catabolic process.
CUCCGCUGCGCCCCCGCGGAUCCUUCCCGGUACCGGCGCGGGGAGGCGGGCGCAGCGGAGCCGCCGCGUUUCUCUCGGCGCUGCCAUCGCCGCCCGGCCCGGCCCGUGAGCAACAACACCCACAGCAAGCAAGACCUGUGCCGAAAGGAGGAGGAGGGGAUCUCUAGAGAGUAGGGCCAGGCCAGAGGAGCAGCAUGGACCUCGAUGUGCUCAACAUGUUCGUCAUCGCUGGCGGCACCCUGGCCAUCCCCAUCCUGGCCUUUGUGGCCUCCUUCCUGCUGUGGCCCUCUGCGCUCAUCCGCAUCUACUACUGGUACUGGCGUCGAGCCCUGGGCAUGCAGGUCAAAUACGUAAACUAUGACGACAGCUAUCAGUUCUGUUAUUCCUAUAGAGGAAGACCUGGGUACCGGCCAUCUAUCCUGAUGCUACAUGGCUUCUCAGGCCACAAAGACAUGUGGCUGUCCAUAGUCAAGUUCCUCCCCAAGAACCUGCACUUGGUGUGUGUUGACUUGCCUGGGCAUGAGGGCACAACCCGCUCAGCCUUGGACGAUUACUCCAUUAUGGGACAAGCAAAGAGGAUCCACCAGUUCGUGGAGUGCAUCAAACUGAACAAGAGGCCCUUCCACCUCGUCGGCACCUCCAUGGGUGGGAACGUUGCCGGGGUUUAUGCUGCGCAGUACCCACACGAUGUGUGCAGCCUGACUCUGAUUUGUCCUGCAGGGUUGCCGAGCUUCACCGAUAGCAAAUUUGUCAAGAUGCUCCGGGAGCUGAAGGAGUCCGAGCGCACUGACAGGAUCCCACUGAUUCCCUCCACACCCGAGGAGAUGGCCGACAUGCUGAAGCUCUGCUCCUACGUUCGCUUCAAGGUGCCACAGCAGAUCCUUCAGGGCCUGGUGGACGUCCGCAUCCCACACAACGAUUUCUACAGAAAAUUGUUUUUAGAAAUUGUGGAUGAGAAGUCCCGGCACUCUCUCCAUGAGAACAUGAACAAGAUCAAAGCACCGACGCAGGUCAUCUGGGGAAAGCAGGACCAGGUCCUGGAUGUUUCUGGUGCUGACAUCUUAGCAAGUGCCAUCCCGGACUGCCACGUGUCCAUCCUGGAGAACUGUGGCCACUCGGUGGUGGUGGAGCGGCCACGCAAGACAGCAAACCUCAUCCUGGAGUUCCUGGCAAUGCUGCACAGCACAGGCAACAGCAAGAAGCAGGCGUGAUGAGGCUGGAGCUGUGCCGAGGCCGCGUCUCGGAGCUGUAACACAUCGAAGCAUUGAUGAGUUCUCAGGGAUUUGUACAAACCGUGGUGAACGUGCCAAAGUCCCUGAGGCAGCAGAGUCACUGACACACCGACCUAGAGCACUGCUGACACAGCGACCUACGACCUCUGAGCAGCCCACGUAGACGCAGGAACAGGACCCGAACCUUUUCUACUCCUAGGUUAAGUAGAAAUGAGCAGAAACCACAACCCGCUAGCCAUGCAGUGUGUUGAAGCUCCCAGUGCAGCCCACGUUGCCCACAUUACUGGCACACAGUUGUGAAUGACAUCCCCUGGACUCUCUGACAAACGCAGGGGACAGGAGGCGUCCCGGAGCAGGGCUCGCCGUGUUCCCAGCCCUGACCGCCGCGUUGCAUGCUGCCGUGCUGUGCGAACCCCGCGCUCUGGGCACGGCGCUCCUUUCCUUGCUCAGAUGAUGAGAGAGAACACGUGGAAGUCACACGGCUGUGUGUGUGGAUGCCUUCACACUUCGGCUGUGCAGAUUUCCUCAGAUCCCUGAGCAGCUCCUGUGCAUGUGUGAUGCCUUAACAGCCUGUGAGCAGCCCACGGGGGAGGGCGGGCGCGGGGCGAGGGUGUCUCGGCUCUUCUCUGUCCCCUUGUGCUGCAGAAUGCUCCGAUGUAAAUAACACAUUUCUUAAUGAAUUCCGUGAAUUCUGUGAUUGGUGACGGUGCUGAAAACGUGUGGAAGAGGGGAACCGGCCGGUGCGUGACGGCCAUCAUGCCCAGGUACCUGUACAUAUAUUUGGAACUCCCCAGUGGUUUCUCUGCUCUUUUUGAGAGAAGAAACAUUUGUUCUUUUGGAAAAUGAACAAUUUCCUGUUAAUCGCUUGUUAUGGUUUCUACUAAAGGAGUUGAUUUAAAAAAAAAACAUAAUUAAAAAAAAAAAAGAUGGAUAGUUUUACGUGGUAAAAAACAGAAAAGAAAUGUUUGGGUAUCUGUAUGGUUUCUCAUAUGCCACAGAUUGCUGUCUGCAGAGGAUUUCUAUGGCAAUUAAAAUCUAGGAAUUUAAAAAGCA